This is a messenger RNA of Lemur catta (Ring-tailed lemur), 4467 nucleotides long. RefSeq names its product myosin IH (gene MYO1H). The coding region runs from base 1 to 3699 and encodes 1232 amino acids. NCBI's taxonomy places the organism in Eukaryota, Metazoa, Chordata, Mammalia, Primates, Lemuridae. Gene Ontology annotation, biological process: actin filament organization; vesicle transport along actin filament. Gene Ontology annotation, molecular function: actin filament binding; ATP binding; microfilament motor activity. The transcript has 33 exons. The record is from RefSeq and is a predicted model, not a curated record. Gene Ontology annotation, cellular component: cytoplasm; myosin complex; plasma membrane.
AUGCGCAGUAGCCGUGCGGGGGGCUUUUUCCCCAAGGGUCAGUUACAGGGCAGGGUCAAGGGGAUUGCGGCGGGCGUAUCCCAGCAGCAGCGAGCCUUGCACGCCCGGGGGUUCCGGGGCCGUGUUGUGGGGGAGGUGCGGGGGGCACAGGGAAAGUUGCGCCCGCGCGGGCUGGCGCGCGGCGCGCGGCGGGAGGGGACUGCGGAGCCCGGAGCGCUGUCGCCGGGCGCCUCCACCUGCCCGGGCCGCGAAGGGGGGGCCGGGCCGAACGCUGCCGCGAGGCUCGGGGCCGCCCCGGGUCUGCGCGCCGCGCCCCCCUGCCCCGCGCGGAGGGUGAGCCCGCCCGGAGCGAGCGCGGCGGGGCCACCGGAGCCGCGGCGGCGACCGCGACGACGACAGCGGCGGGGCAGGCUGCGGCGCUCGGGGUCCGGCACCGCGAGCCGAGCCGUUGGGGACCGCGGCCCGCCGGUGCGCCCGCGCUCCCGCCCGUCCCCGCCGCCGGCCCGCGCCGCCCGCCGCCCCGCCCCGCCCGGAGCCCGCCGCGGGAACGGUGGCGCGGACCGCGGGCGGCGGGCGGGCCCAGCGCGGACAAAGAAAGAAGAAGUGAGGAGGAAGCACAUUCGUCUGCACAUGGAGGGGACGCUGACUGCCCGGGACAAGGUCGGGGUGCAGGAUUUUGUGCUGUUGGACGCGUACACCAGCGAAUCCGCUUUUGUGGACAACCUUCGCAAGCGUUUCAGCGAGAACCUCAUAUACACAUACAUUGGGACCCUCCUUGUGUCCGUGAAUCCAUACCAGGAGCUGGGAAUCUACACCGUGAGCCAGAUGGAACUUUAUCAAGGGGUCAAUUUCUUUGAACUGCCACCACAUGUCUAUGCCAUAGCCGACAACGCUUACCGCAUGAUGUGCUCUGAACUAAGUAACCACUUCAUCCUCAUUUCUGGAGAGAGCGGGGCAGGGAAAACGGAGGCCUCCAAGAAGAUUCUCCAGUAUUUUGCCGUGACCUGCCCAAUGACCCAGUCACUACAAAUAGCCCGUGACAGACUGCUGCUCUCCAAUCCAGUGCUGGAGGCUUUUGGAAAUGCCAAAACACUCCGGAAUGACAACUCCAGCAGAUUUGGAAAAUACAUGGACAUACAGUUUGACUUUCAGGGCGUUCCCGUGGGUGGGCACAUCAUCAGUUACUUGAUAGAAAAGUCCCGAGUCGUCUAUCAAAACCAGGGGGAGCGGAAUUUCCACAUCUUCUACCAGCUGCUGGCGGGCGGCGAAGAGGAACGUCUUGCUCACCUGGGACUCGGGCGAGACCCCCAGCUGUAUAAAUACCUCUCACAGGGUCAUUGUGCCAAAGAGUCAUCUAUUAAUGACAAGAACGACUGGAAAACUGUUUCCAAUGCCUUUUCUGUCAUUGAUUUUACUGAAGGUGACCUUGAGAAUCUCUUUGGAAUCAUCGCCAGUGUCCUACAUCUGGGGAACAUUGGUUUUGAAGAAGACGACCAAGGUUGUGCCACCAUCCCAGACACCCACGAGAUCAAGUGGAUCGCCAAGCUCCUGGGGGUCCACCCGUCGGUCCUUCUGGAAGCUCUCACCCACAGAAAGAUUGAAGCCAAAACUGAGGAGGUGAUAUGCCCACUGACGCUAGCACUUUCUGUCUACGCAAGAGAUGCAAUGGCCAAGGCCGUUUAUGGACGGACAUUUACAUGGCUGGUCAACAAAAUCAACUCCUCCCUAGUGAACAAGGAUUUCACCAGGAAAACCGUGAUUGGAUUGCUGGAUAUCUAUGGGUUUGAAGUCUUCGACAAGAAUGGUUUUGAACAGUUCUGUAUAAAUUACUGCAACGAGAAACUCCAGCAACUGUUAAUAGAGAGGACUCUCAAAGCAGAACAGGCAGAAUAUGAAAUGGAAGGUAUAGAGUGGGAGCCGAUUCAAUAUUUCAACAACAAGAUCAUCUGCGAUUUGGUGGAAGAGAGACACAAAGGAAUCAUAUCCAUUCUGGAUGAAGAAUGCAUUCGUCCUGGACCUGCUACGGACUUGAGUUUCCUGGAGAAACUGGAAGAGAAAGUGGGCAAACACGCACACUUCGAAACCCGUAAGCUGGCCGGGCCGAAAGGCCGAAAGCGGAUCGGCUGGAUGGAGUUCCGGCUUCUCCACUAUGCGGGAGAGGUCACCUACUGCACCCAGGGAUUCUUGGAAAAAAACAACGAUCUCCUUUACAGACAUCUGAAAGAAGUGCUGUGCAAGUCCAAGAACAGCAUCCUGAGGGAAUGCUUCCUGGUGGCUGAGUUAGAAAACCGGAGGAGGCCGCCAACAGUGGGGACUCAGUUUAAAAACAGUCUGAGCAGCCUUCUAGAAAUUCUCAUCUCUAAGGAACCCUCGUACAUCCGUUGUAUCAAGCCCAAUGACAGAAAAGAACCCAGCAAGUUCGAUGACUUCCUCAUAAGGCAUCAGAUCAAGUACCUGGGGCUGAUGGAGCACCUGCGGGUGAGGCGGGCUGGCUUUGCGUACCGGCGGAAAUACGAGCAUUUCUUGCAGAGGUACAAGUCCUUGUGCCCUGACACCUGGCCGCACUGGCGCGGGCCUCCAGCAGAGGGCGUAGAACGGCUGAUCAAAUACAUCGGCUACAAACCCGAGGAAUACAAGCUAGGGAGAACCAAAAUAUUCAUUCGUUUCCCCAGGACUCUGUUUGCAACCGAAGAUGCCUUUGAAUUUAGUAAACAUCAGUUAGUUGCGAGAAUUCAAGCCACAUACAAAGGCUGCCAAGGAAGGAGGGAAUAUAUGAAAAAAAGACGAGCAGCCAUCGUACUGGAAACCUACUGGCGCGGAGCCCUGGCUCGGAGGGAGGCCGAGAGGAGAAAGUGGGCUGUGCAGAUUAUCAGAAAGUUUAUCAGGGGAUUCAUCAAUCGCAAUAAACCCCUCUGUCCUGACUACGAGGAGUUUAUAGUGUUUGUGCGGAAGAAUUACAUCCUGAAUCUUCGCUAUCACGUUCCAAAGAGCGUCUUGGACAAGAGCUGGCUGAGGCCCCCGGGCAUUCUGGCGAACGCGUCAGAUCUGCUCAGGAAAAUGUGCACGAGGAACCUGGUGCGGAAGUACUGCCGAGGGCUCACGGCUGAGCGGAAAGCGAUGAUGCAGCAAAAGGUGGUUACCAGUGAACUAUUCAGGGGAAAGAAGGAAGGCUAUGCGGAAAGUUUGAAGCAACCCUUUGCCGACAGUCGGAUGGAUGAAGGAGACAUUAGCCCCAAGGUGCUUCAACUGAUUGGCAAUGAGAAAAUUCAGUAUGGUAUCCCGGUCCUCAAAUACGACAGGAAAGGCUUCAAGGCACGGCAGCGGCAGCUCAUUCUUACUCAGAAAGCAGCUUACGUGGUGGAACUUGCCAAAAUCAAGCAGAAAAUAGAGUACUCAGCACUCAAAGGUGUCUCCACCAGCAAUCUGAGUGAUGGAAUCGUAGUCCUUCAUGUUUUGCCAGAGGACAACAAGCAAAAGGGGGAUGCCAUUUUACAGUGUGAACACAUAUUUGAAGCAGUUACUAAACUCGUGAUGCUGGUUAAGAAGGAGAACAUCGUGAAUGUUGUUCAAGGAAGUUUACAGUUUUAUAUUAGCCCUGGAAAAGAAGGCACAAUAGCUUUCGACACUGGACCGGAAGAACAAGUCUAUAAAGAUAAAAAUGGACGGUUAACAGUGGUGUCAGUCCGGAGGAAGUCCUGAUAGAGGAUGACGUCUGACCUCCACCGCCACCAUUUUUGCUCCAGCUGAGGAAAGUACCAAGGAAGCGGGCAUUUGAUCCAGUUAGCUCCGCCUUCAAGGAAAGAUCCCAGCAGCACUGGAGAGAGAAUCGCACCUGAAGAACUGAGGGGCAUGUUACGCCAAAGCCUAACCCCAGCUGCCCUGGGGCACCUUGUUAAAAUGUCUUCCUAAGGGAGCAAUCGCAGGUCACCUGAGGGGGUGUGGUUUUCAACAUCCCCAGUAGUGCCUACACUUGAUCGGCACUUCAACACAUUAUAGAGUGGGCAAGAUUCUCCACCUUUGUCAAGCCGCCCUGAGUCACAAUGAAAUAUAUAUACAUCAGUAACAUCAUUUCAUUAUAACCUUGAUGACAAAAACUCACAGCCCCAGGAUGUGCACGGGCACAGCUACAUGGUCCCAGUGUGAAUGUGCCCUGCGGUGGGGUGGAAUCCUGGCCAGGGUGGGUUCUUGCCUCGUGCCCUGAGUUGCUGGGAUGGGCUCAGGCCACCCGAGACCCUGAAUUGGAACAAGCAGGUUGGAAAAUAAAUGAAUACAAAUUAUUAUAAAAUAAAAAUCUGUAAAGUAUGAUUACAAUAACAAUAUACAGGGUAUAAAAGUGCUCAGCAAACAAUCUUUGUGACUGUCUGGUUUUGAACUAUGUGGUGGUAGAGGGUCUCCGUAAAGGAAAUUUCAUAAUGCUACAAAAUUCAAGUUUUGCUUUAAAUAAAUGGAACUCAGAAGUGUCAAGGA